Chara braunii is the source of this 2226-nucleotide messenger RNA. The record is from the annotation of a GenBank genome assembly. NCBI's taxonomy places the organism in Eukaryota, Viridiplantae, Streptophyta, Charophyceae, Charales, Characeae.
UCAGAAUGAAUUCUCUCCACGUCCCUCUCCCCCAUCCCCCACUGAUUUCCGUGCUUACGUUUAAUGACUGGGCUGAUAUUAUUUGGGCCUCCACGUAUGAUAAAGAUGCCUUCCCGCAGAUGUCUAGGGAUUACGUGUUAGGAGCUAAGGAGAUUGUGGCGGAAGAUCUGCUUGUUGAAGCCUUGAUUAGGGAUAAGGUGUUGAUGAAGGAGAGAGUUUUCGUAGACUUGUGGAAUGUGGUUUCGGAGUUCCAUGCUGAACUUCUUCUCCCCUCUCCUUUGGAGCCCCAUGCCUCAGAACCAGACUCCGAUGAGGAGGAUGGCCUGUCGCUCACUGAGGAGGAGAAAGCUUUUCAUGCUCAAUUCGUAGCGGAAUCGAGUGCUCAACUUGCUGUUGGUUUGGCGAAGGAGAAAACGAGGGAUGUCAACAAAUUCCUCCGAAAUGCUUUUCUCCCAAUUGCUCCGCCGAGAUGGAUUGAAUCUGAGGCAAAAGCAAAGGGUGACAAGAUAUGGGAUUUUGAUACCUUCAACCAUGUGGCUCCUAUUAGUACUAACGCGUAUAGACUGUUGRCUUCUCUCACGRAAGAGGAAGUGYUUYUUUGUCAUGAGCGAGCACUUAAUGAGAACACAGAGGUGAUUAAGGGACCGUAUCCACGAAUGGCGGAUGCCAUGAAACUCCCGACGGUUGGGCAUUUUGACCCCCUGAAGUGCACUGCGUCCCCCACGACCCUUGCGAUCAGAGGUUUCUAUCCUCCCAAGGGACAGACUGCAUUAGCGGAGUUGAAGAGAAUAUGGAAUGUAGGUAGACCGUAUCUGAAAUGCCGAUGUGUGGAAUUGGGGAAAGGGGAUUGUAAGACUAACAUCACGUGGUUUGACCAUGUGCUCUGGUACAUGCUGUCCAAUCCCGAUCUCAUGUUCCCUGCAGCUCCGACUCUUUUUGCUAAGAUGAGGGCGAUGAGGACAUUUUUGAAGAAGACUUGGCGGACGCCCAUCCUGGCCAGUGUGGUCUUCUCCCACAUGCGGGAGAUCAUGGUAAAAAUGGCACAUGCUAUGGUUGCGAACCCUGUCGUGCGUCAGGAAAGGGUACUUGAUGAUGUGACCCUCAUGUCGAGGAAGUUUCCAAAGAAGAUGGCGUCACUGCUGCUACCUGAUCGUUACCUCAACAGUCCUGCUAAGCGCAAGAGACCCCUUGCCCAGGAAGUUCAUGCAGCGAAGCGUCCCAAUAGGACAAUCCUGUCUUAUUACGUCAGACCGCAGCAAGACCUACCGGUAGAUGGUGAUGAGCACCAUCCUGAGUACAUCGCGUCCCUUGCUGUUGCUGAAACCCCCCCAGAUUCUUCAGUGUCCUUCCAAGCGGACACUGUGAAUUCUGCGUCCAGCAAACAGCCGUUGAGGCACUUCAGGGCUGUUGUACCAGGGAGGGUGUUGUUCCGUUCUUAAUUGGAUAGUCAGGAGGGGUGAAGGACGGAAUGAUGGAUGAUGAGGGCAGAAUGAUUGUUGACGAGACGGGCAGGAAUAAUUGGACUAGUGCCCCAUCGCCACGUGUGGAGCUGUAUGUCCAUACUAAGUAUGAGAACAGGGCAAUGGAGGUUGUCCGAUUCAGAUCCAUUAUUGAGAUGGCUUUCGAACGUUUUUUCCUGCCGGCUGCGAUUAUCCUCCUCGCAACUAUAGUCUUGGGAUGGGCUUACCAUGAGUCGCUUGAUUCUCUUCUGUAAAGGCCAUCUUCGGUCUUCAGGGACUUUGUUUUGGAAGAAUGGCUCGAUUUCUGUAUUAACAGGCCUAUUUGUCCUUGUGUAUCAAACCGUUUCGGUCGUUUUCAUAAUCGUGAGACUGCCAAUAUGGCUCAACCAUUCUCUACCCCUUCUCAGCAUGUAUUCACAAUGGAUUGUUCUAUUUCUCAAAAUCAGCAGUUGGCCUGCUUACUCUCCCAGGGGUUAAACCACAUUCCCCUGUGCCCACGCUCUGCCCUUCGAGCAAUCCAGGCCUUUCUUGCUUCUUGGGAUCUCAUUGUUCAGCAUAUGCUUGGAAGGAUGUUCAUCCCUCCCCCAGCAGUCAGACUGGCCACUGCUUUUGUCAAAAAGCAACUUGACCUGCAUAUCGCUGGACUUGGCCUCAGACGUCACUCAGACCCCCCAUGUUUGUUGGACACCAGUUCAAUAAGAGCUGAAAUUACGUUCUUAACCAAAAAUUUGUUCGUGUCAGGAACGGAUAAAGCUGCUAACACUCC